Solanum lycopersicum (tomato) is the source of this 3452-nucleotide messenger RNA. The record is from RefSeq and is a predicted model, not a curated record. NCBI's taxonomy places the organism in Eukaryota, Viridiplantae, Streptophyta, Magnoliopsida, Solanales, Solanaceae.
AUGUUCUCUUCAGUGGUACCUGUGUCAGUAUUACAGUAGGGUGAUGUCUGCUUGGUCUUAUAGAUUAUCCCUUUAUAAUUGUCUUUAAGAGAACAGUAAACACGGAGAGAAGAGCAUAUUUUGUUCUAUUAGUUUACUAGUAUUAUUUUCGCUUGGUUCCCUAUUGAACUAUAUGUUGCUCCAACUCGUUUGUUACCAUCCUCCACUUAGGUUCGAAUAUUGUCUUUGUAUUUUAAGAAGUUCGUCAUAAAGCUCCUGUGCCAAUGAGUAUCCGACUCCUAGGGGCAUGUCCACUUUGCGCAUGUAUUUUGGUUAACAGGUUCCAUCCCUUCUCUCUCCCCCACUUUAUUGUUAAAUGAAAAUCCUGAGCGCCAGUGACACGUGGUUCAUAGUCUCUUGAUAAUGAGCCCCGUCCUAUAUCCUUUUCUACUUAAAUGCCAAGCUUUUAUCUGUUGUAGGUUUGAACCUGUAAUGUGUGCCUAACUAACAUACCACACCCUGCAUUCUUACCACUAAACCAAAGCACUGGGAGCCGACCGAUUGCAUGCCCUCCAAUAAUUGUGUUUACCAAAACAAAGUACCGGUCCACUUUUAUCUCUUUCUAAUUGGAAAUGUCAUGUCUUUAAGAUUUGGAUCUUUUUUUUAUUUUUUGAGAUUCCAACCAUGAGCAUCCCAGACUUCUCCUACUGUGGCGUCUUGUUGUUGAUUCAGGCUGAAGAUAAUCGGGAAAAGUUGCUUCACUGGAUGUUGACCUUACCAGAAAGAUGUUUUCAAACCAUUACCCACUUGAUGAUUGCACUUGUGAAUUCUUCCCCCAAGUUUCUGAUAGACCUCCAUAGACAGACUCCAUAAGGUGUAGUGACUAAUUUGGUUGUCCAUUCCCCAUCCAUUUCAUACUUUUGACUAAUUACUUUUUUCCAGAGAGAUUGUUCAUUCGAGCCGAACCUCCAUAACCAUUUCAUCAAAAGACUAUGGUUCUGAGCUUUAGGUUCUUGAUUUCCAUACCACCAGACUGACUUCCAUUUGACCAAAUGUAUCUUCCUGGUAUAACAGUUGCCUUGCCAAAGGAAGUUUCUUCUAAGAGCAUCUAUCACGUUUGUUGGAACACGAAAAAAUGGACAUCAUAUAAGUUUUAAUGCAUCCAACACUGUAAAUCAAGAUAAAUCUAUUAUCCAAAGAUAAGUAUUGACUCUUCCAGUUAAUCAGCUUUUUCUCACACUUCCCUAUGACUCCAUUCCAGAUAUCUUUAGAAUUGCUUUUGGCACCAAGGGGCAUGCCAAGGUAAAUGGUUGGCAGAAACACCAGUUCUUCCUCCCAGAAUAUUAGCCAAGUUGUGAAUGUCAGGGACCUCAUCAACGGGGAUAUAGAAAACUCUUGCUCCAGUUAAUUUGGAGCCCAGAUAUAGCUUCAAAAAGAAUGAUAAUCACCCUCAAAAAUCUUAUUUGUCCUCUAUCAGCUCCACAGAAAACUAAAGUAUCAUCGGCGUAUAGUAAAUGAGUGAUUUCAAGGUUAUUGACGGCCCUUGAAUCGACUCUAAAACCUGUUAGCCAGCUAUUUUUUGGGCAGUUUUCAUCAUAACUCUCCAUGGCAAUGAUUAAUAAAAAAGGGGAGCCUUAAUCCUCUCUGAGAAGAGAAGAAUCCAGUGGGUGAGCCAUUGACUAGGAUUGAGAACUUGAUGGUGCUGAUGCAAUAGCUGAUCCAGUUGACCCAUUUUUCUCCAAAACCCAUUUUCAUCAUAGUCUUAGUAGGAAAUUCCAGUUCAAGUGGUCAAAAAGUCUUUUGUAUAGCUAGCUUGCAAAGGACACCAGGUUCUUUUUGUUUCUGAUUGUUGAGCCAACACAUUCAUUGGCUAUAAGAAUUGCAUCCAUGAUCUGUCUCCCUUUUAUACAGGCCAUUUGUUGAUCAUCCACCAGCUUGUGCAUCACUUUUUUGAGUCUCUCAUCAACAAUUUUUAGAUAAUCUUGUAAAUGCUGCCUAUAAGACUAAUAUGCCUGAAAAUUUUCAAUUCUUUAGCUCUCACCUUCUUGGAAUCAACACAACAUAUGUAGCAUUGAAACUUGUCUCUUUCGUGGAAGUUUUGAAUAGUAGGAAUGACCUCCGUAUUCACUACUUCCAACAGUGUUUGAAAAAAGCCAUUGUGAAACCAUUCUGGGCCAGGUGCUUUAUCCCCAGCACACUCUAGGACACUGGACCAUAUCUCUUGCUCUUCAAAUGGACUUUGUAGCAUCAGAUUAUCUUGUGGAAGAUUUGGAUCAUCUUUACUGAAUUUGAACAUCUUUAGAAGCUUGGAUUUUAACUUCGUACAGCUGAAGUUUGGAGAAACAACUAUUGGGGCUGUGUUUAAGUGGUGGGUUUGGACUAUAUUGCACUUACAUAUUUGGGUGUGAGUGCAUGAGAGAGAGAGAGGGAGGAUCAGUUGUGGAGGGAUGGGGAAGCGAGAAGAACUCUAUUUUUAGUGUUGCUAAUAAUAUUAAAGCUGUUCUUGAUUAUAUUUCUUAGAAGUGUUGGUUUUGCAAGUACGAUCUCUUCUGUUGACCGUUUGGUGCUGGUAGAGGAUUGCCUUGUCGGCUAAGUCACAUGAAGCAAUAGUCCUGCCGUUUCUGUAGAGUUUCUCGUCCGAAGAAAAUGUGCACCCUUCUAUUGCUAAUAAUAUUAAAGCUGUUCUUGAUUAUAUUUCUUGGAAGUGUUAGUUUUGCAAGUACGAUCUCUUCUGUUGACCGUUUGGUGCUGGUAGAGGAUUGCCUUGUCAGCUAAGUCACAUGAAGCAAUAGUCCUGCCGUUUCUGUAGAGUUUCUCGUCCGAAGAAAAUGUGCAUCCUUCUUUCAAUAGUUCGUACUUAAUUUACUCAAAUUGAAUGGUCUAGAGUAGACUGAAAAAUGAUUAUUGAAUUAAUAAUGUUCAGUCAAAUUGAAAGGUUCAUAAAGACUAUCUAUGAUGCUGAUAGCUUAAGCUGCAAACCACGGAAAUCAGGCCAAAUUGAAAUGAGAUUUAUUGAGGUACCAUUUGGUGCUACCUGGGUGGAGGCCACCAUGAGGACAUAUGGGUUUGAUACGGCUAGAAGAUUCUUCAUAGAUACUGUUCAGCUUUUCCCAUUGCAAAGGCCCAUUAAGUGGGAAAGCGUGGCCACAUUUUCAUCACCUUCAUCCAAAAACUUUGCGUUUCGAGUGGAGGGUGGUCAGACAAUGGAACUAGCAAUAGCCCAAUGUUGGUUCAGUGGCAUAGGCAGUCAUGAAACAACUAUUGUUGAUUUUGAGAUCGCAUUCCGUGGUAUAAACAUCAGCAAAGAGGAAGUAGUUCUUGAUGGAAGCGAAGCACCUGUGAGGAUUGAUGCUGAAGCUCUUCUGUCAACUGAAAAACUUGUCCCUUCUGCUGUGCUCAACAAGAUAAGAGUUCCGUAUCAUUUGUUUCAUUUGUUUACUCCGACGAGAAUCUCAUUCCUCCAUUCAUCUUAA